AUGGCUCUUCCCGUUGUGAAGAACGUGCUCGAAUGCGCCGACUAUUCUAGCACACUCGAACCCUACCUCUACGAGCUGAGGCCGCUGCCAGGUGUUGUUGUUGAGGCCCUGACCAAUGUUGCCGCUCUCGAGCAGGUCUACCUCGACACCAAUCCGGCCAUUACCUCGAUCGCCUUCUCGCUAGCCCUCGCACCUAUCUUCCUCGUCGUGUCCGAAGUAAACAAAAACUAUUCGCAAGUCGAUCGGAUGUGGUCAAUCUUGCCCACCAUUUACAACGUUCACUAUGCAUUCUACGCACAUCUAGCUGGGCUGGACACCACAAGAGUUGGCGCAGUUGCCCUGGCUAGCACUAUCUGGAGCACGCGGCUGACCUACAACUACUUCCGAAGGGGAGGAUAUUCGGUUGGAAGUGAAGAUUACCGCUGGGCUCUUGUGAAGGAGCAUAUUGGACCAGCCGCCAUGUUCGUGUUGAAUGUUAUUUUCAUCUCGCUGGCUCAGUCUUUGCUGCUUUGCGCAAUCACCACACCAACCUACGUCAUGCUACUGUCUGAACGAUUGGUAGAUGCAGGCGCGGUAUCAGGCUGGACUUUCGGCGACACCUGCGCGUUUGCCACCAUGGUUGGCCUGGUCACGGUGACAGCAGUCGGAGAUCAGCAGCAAUGGAACUUCCAGAAUGCGAAAUCGGAGUAUCGCCAGACAGGCAGGGUCACGGGAGGUUUUCAUCGAGAUGAGCUUGAGCGCGGCUUUCGAACUACCGGCUUGUUCGCCUAUGCGAGAAAACCGAACUAUGCGACCGAGCAAGCUCACUGGGGCAUGCUAUAUGUGUGGUCUUGCAUCACUAGCGGGACAUGGUACAACUGGACCGGUAUUGGGUUCGUAGGGUAUCUAUUCUUGUUCCAAGCCAGCACUUGGCUCACUGAGCUCUUGACCGAGCGAAAGUACCCAGACUACAAGGUGUACAGAAGACAAGUGGGCAAGUUUCUUCCAACAAGUCUUGCGCCGCCCAAGUUUGGGAAGUCAACAGCAAGGAUCACAGAUGGCUCGCCAAAUGGAUCAGCCAAGAAAGAUGUCGAUGCAGUGCAUGCGAGGGAGAGAUACAAUCUGCGAUAG
This is a messenger RNA of Cyphellophora europaea CBS 101466, 1110 nucleotides long. RefSeq lists its product as uncharacterized. The record is from RefSeq and is a predicted model, not a curated record. The coding region runs from base 1 to 1110 and encodes 369 amino acids. Gene Ontology annotation, cellular component: membrane. NCBI's taxonomy places the organism in Eukaryota, Fungi, Ascomycota, Eurotiomycetes, Chaetothyriales, Cyphellophoraceae. The transcript has a single exon.